AUGGCGCCCGACGAAUCCGACCGUUCGCGAACGGAAGCUGAAGCUGAAGCGACAGAACGAUCGCAGCUCAAAGCUUUGGAAUGGGACCCUACCCAAUUCACCUCGCUGGCCACCUCUUCGCUCGUGAUCGGUGCAGCGGGAUCGAAUGCGCACGACGCGGGCGGUGGGAAUCCGAAUCCGAUGACGACGACGAUGACGACGACGACGACGACGACGACGACGACGGCGAUGGCGGAUGGUGGAGCGUUCAAGGGUGCGAAUGGCGCGCGUGGGACCGCGGGCAGGUUCGAUCUGUUGCUGUUGAACUGGUUGAGUGGGGUCGAGAAGAGUGUGGAGGUGUUGGACAAGGUACGCCCGAGUCGCUUCCCUGGGGAACCGAGUCGGGGAAGCUCGCCGUGACUGACGAACACACCCCUGCUCCACGUUCAAAAAAAACAGGAAACGAUCCUGCUCCAACAGCCCACCUUGACGACCAACCUCCUGUCGAUACUGGUCGCCCCACCGCCCACGUCGUCCCUGCCCCGUCUCAAACCCGGACGACCGGCCCGAGCGCUCCUCGCCCGGAUCCUCUUGCUCCUCCUCGCCAAAGGGGACACCAAAGGCCGCUACGACCUCGUGCAGAGUCUGAUCCAAGGCAUGGUCGGCAGCGAGCUCAAGGGAGCGGGCUGGGAGAGGGAGAAGGAGAACCGGCUCGCUUGUGCUUGGGUUUUGGGGGAGGUCUUUAGGGUUUGCGGCAGUCAGGUCAGUUCCUGAAUGUUGUGUGCGAGGAAACUAGUCGGAGGGGCGAAUCGAGCUGAUCUUUUGUCUUCCUCGGGUGACGUGGUGCAAUAGGUCAUGAGCACCUUUAUCGAUGUGGUGACCACCGCGACGAGGAUUGGCAGGACGGCUUCUUAUGUGAGUGCUUCUCCACUCCGAGCGAUCGUUCGCGCCCAUGAACUGAACCUCGGACCACUCCAACACCCAGCCCGUGAUCCUACGAUGCGCCGCGCUCGUCACGCUCAGGAAAGCCAUCGUCGUGGGAGCAAGGUCCAUGUCCGACGCUCUCAUCAAGGAGACACUCAAAGCGUUGCGCGCCGGCUUGAGCGAAAAGAUUGGUGCGAUCGUCAGGGAGAGUGCGGAUGUGAGUAGUUGCGUCGAGAGCAUAAAGUACGAAUUCAGGGAAAAGAUACUGAUGCUUGGGUCCCAAUGGGGUGACAGUGCCUGAUCGCCCUUCAAGCCGCUCCGGGGACGUUCACCACCUUGGCCGACAUUGACGCGAUCGUUCAGAUUUGCUUCCGAACACUCGACACGGCCGACCACGUCGCCCGUAGAGCCCUAUCCCGACUCGUCGCUUCGCUACUCGCGUCGACCCAAGUCGAAGGCAGCGGUGCACCUCCCAUCCUGUCCGCUCCUCCACGAAAGAAGAAGAAGGCCGGAGGAGCACCCGGCGCUGCGGGCGAGGAUGAGGAUGACGACGAUGAUCCUUACCCUUCUGUUGGGGCACCAGCGGCGUCGGCGAACGCGACCAAGACGCUGCUUUCGCCCAUCGAGAUGCUCGUGCAGCUUUCGGCGCCUUACAACAAGCUUUCGACGUCGAGAAAGUUGAGGAACGCCAUCAUCGACGUUUAUGGGCAACUCUUGACGAGUUUGGGCGCCGGUUGGGUCGAACAGAAUUAUGCCGAGGUGCUGCAACACCUCAUCAACGAGAUUGGGUGCGGUGUCGCCGCUGGGACGGGCUGGAAGAGCUGGCAUCCGCGCAUGAUUGAACGGAUCGAACCGAGCAAAGCCAAGUACGAAGCUCUUGCGGCGCGCAAGUCCGUCGGGAUCCUCUUGCGGGACAUCAUUUCCGGACGUUUGUUGUCCGAAUCGGCGCAAAUCUUGGCCGUGCGCGAGAUUGGUCAACUCUACCUCAAGCGGUGGCCUUCGCUCUUGCCUUCGCAAGUCCCACCUUCGAAACAAGCGCUCGUGAUUGCGCUCGAAGAGACGAGCGGCCUCUUGGCUGCCCUCGGGUGCGCGCCUAUGGUCGUCCAAGAUGCCUUGUACGAUCCUUUGUUGCGCCUCGUUUCACAUCCGAGUCAUUCGGUGCAGAUCGCUGCUGCGUGGGCGUUGAGGACGUUCUGCGACAAUGCACCGACGCGGUUGAGUGCGACAAUCGUGCAGCUCGUCGAGUUGCUCAACAAGGACUUGGCUGUUAUUGCGCAGAAACCGAACGAGUCCUCGGGCGCGUCGGGAUCCAACAAGGAGGGAGGAACUCCGUCGCCUCGUCGGGCCGUGGGUCAUGCGCAUGCGCUGGCGGCGUUGAUCAACUUGAUCCCCCACCAACCGCUCUACGUCUCGUUCGACAUCUCAGCCAAGUGCAUGAGUCUCGCGAUUCAACUGUUGAAGCAGUCGGCGAACCACGAACUCAUCGUCUCGGGCGUCGAGAUUCACGUCGCUUGGAUCCUCGUCUCGGCGCUCAUGUCCCUCGGUCCGAACUUUGUGCGAUUGCAUUUACCUCAAUUGUUGAUCUUGUGGAGGAACGCGUUGCCGAAACCGACGAGUAAGGAUGCGAGUGCGGCCCAGGUCAGAGGGGAGAACGAGUGGGCGUUCCUAUUGCACAUUCGAGAGUGUACGCUCGGUGCGAUCCUCAGCUUUUUGAGGCACAAUGGAGGGGUGGGGCGACGCGUCUCGAAUACCAACAAUGCGAAUGGAGCAGCGGGGGAAGGGUCGAUCACGGCGACGGGUUUAAUCAGCGAUGACGUUGGACGACGCCUCGUGCUCUUGCUUUCGAACGGGCUCUCGUUCGCGAGUUCGUUCCAACUCACGUUCGAGAAAACCCUCUUGGAACAACAUAACGUGCCUGCGAUAUCGUCGAGGUUCUCACUGUAUGAUCGCGACCUCAUGCUGCGCAGGAGGUUGUUGCAGUGCUUCGUCGCGUUGGGCCACCAUCCCGCGACCGCACCGUGGCAAGUCACCUUGUUGACGCAGAUCGUGCCCCUCUUCUCGGAUCCGGAGCGCUACACCGGAGAAUCGAUGCUUCAAGCUGCCGUCAACUCACCAAAUUUCACGUCCGUAUGGGAGGAAACGGAUGGCUUUGGGUUCGGCGUGACGAGUUUGAUGAAGGAUGGCGAAACGCUCGUCGCUUCCCACGCGGAGGACCCCGCCGGCGUUCGAAGGACCGUCAAACUCAAUCGAGACGUCGCGGAGAUGAAGAUUGAACAACUAUUGAAAUCGGCCGUCUUGGGUGCGGCCGAAUACGAUCCUUUGGUCCUUUCGUCGCGGCAUCAUUCCGAAGUCUCGAGUCCCAGUUUGGCCUCGUCGACGUGGGAAGUCCCUUCGGCGCCUCCGACGGCAAUUGGUUUGGUCGAUGCCGGGAUCGAAUUGUUCGCCAUCUACUUUUCGACGCAAGAGCACCACAACCAAGGUGCUUUGUUGCAGAUCCUGCAGACGAAUCUGAGGUCGGGGAGGUUGGAGAAGAACCCGGGGAGGAGGAUGGCGAUCUUGGCGAAUUCCAUCACGGCGAUCGUGGGGGCUCUGAGGUUGUACCGACGGGCGGUGGAACCCCAGGUUGGGACGUUGAUGAGGGAGAUCAUCAAGGAUGCGUUGUUGCACCCCGAUGCGCAUUUACGUGCCGCUGCGGCUGAAUCGUUGGGGAGGUUGUCUUCUCUGGGGGAAACGUCGUUCAUGGCGACGCAGAUUCAAUUCUGCGUCAACCAAGUCGUCAGCAAUACCGAUCCCGACAAUCGUGCGGGUUGUGCACUGGCGUUCGGGGAGGUCUAUCGCCACGUCGGGAGUCUGGCCGCUGGACCGGUGCUCAAAACGAUCGUCGACGUCCUGUUGUCCCUUUCGGCCGAUCCUCAUCCUCUCGUUCAUUUCUACGCCCUGCACGCACUUUCCCUCGUCAUUGACGCGGCGUCGUUGUCCUACGCACCGUUCACGAACGCGACGCUGGGGAUGUUGAGCAAGUUGUACAUGCAGGACACGCACGAACCCGAGGGCGGAACUCCGGGAAGCGUCAACCUCAGGGGUGACUUGCCAGCCUAUCAAGCGAUUUGUCGCGUUAUGGAUGCGUUGAUUGGGGUGUUGGGACCCGAGUUGCAAGAUUCGGAGCGCGUCAGGGAUUUGGUUCUGAUUCUGUUGAGAGAGUUCGUCAAUGAGGGGGACGACGGGAUCGCUGUCGAAGCGAUCAAAGCGACCCAACAUCUGCUCAUGUUCGCUCCCGACGCUUUGAACCGCCAACAACUCGUCGCCACUCUACGAGGUCAUCUUUCGUCGUCAAGUCGUCACUUGCUCAAAGUCGCCGCUGUGAACUCGGUCUACCAACUCGUACAAAGGGAUGCAGCGAGCAUGUCCAAAGUCGGUGGCGACGGGAUGGUACAACAAUUGUUCGAGUUGCUCGAUGAUGACCCCAGCAUCGAAGGGGUUAGGGACGCGAUCACGUCGUGGUUACGUCAGACGGCGGAGGCGAAUCCUUCGGGAUGGAUCGACCUCUGUCAGCGCAUCAUGUCGCGCUCCACGGGGGCGGCCAAAGCCGUAGCGACCGCUGCUGCCGCGGCUUCAACUUCCGGAGGGGGGGGGGAGGGGGAGCGGACACGACGAACGCACAAAGCUCUUUUGCGGACGAAGAGAUUCAAGGACUAGGUCUCGACGACGGAGGUCUCAAAGCUUCCAAAGCGACUUCCCGAUGGCGAACCCAGCUCUUCGCUUUACAAUGCUUGCACGAGGUCUUCGUCACUGUCGCCAAGAGUGGACGAAGGGAACAUUUCGAUAUUGCACGAGCGAGGGUCGUCAGGGCGAACCGGAGGGGUUUGCUGAUUACGAGGGUUGGGGAUUUGAUCAAGAUGGCUUUUACGGCCUCGACGGCGCAGGUGAUGCAGAUUAGGUUGGAGGGAUUGGUCGUUCUCCGGGAUGUCAUUGAGGUGAGUCCGAGCCCUGGGUGAAAAAGAUGGUGAAACUUGCUGAUGACUUUACAUUUUGACUCUCUCGUGACGACAGGGCUUUGGACAAUCCCAAGACAUUGAUUUCGAAGAAGCGCUCCUCCUCGAACAGUUUCAAGCCCCCAUCGCCGCGGCCUUGACUCCGGCUUUUUCAGCCGAUUCGUAUCCCGAAGUCCUCGCUUCAGCGAUCCACGUUUGCGCCGUGUUCGUCGGUUCCGGCGUCGUCAAAGAGAUCGAUCGAAUGGGCCGCAUCCUCAAACUCCUUACGACCGCAUUGGAAUCCUGUCGCGAGUCCGACAUGUCUUCCAUCGGCGACGUCCAAGACCUCAGUUCGACCGCAGCAGUCAUGCUAAAAACGUCCAUCUUCGCCGCCUGGGCCCAAUUCCAAUCCGCUAGUGUCAAACAAGCGUAUUUGGCGCAAGUGAUUGAACCUCAUUUGCCGUUAUUGUGUCCGUUUUGGGUCGGAAGUUUGAGGGAGUAUGCGAGGGUGAGGACGGAUCCGGAUGCGACGUCUUCGGAUUCGGGAGCGGGGGGCGCGGCGUUCGAUUCGGUUUAUUCGGGACUGUCGAGGGAAACGGCGCUGCCUGUGAGUUCUGUGUAGUCGAAUGAGUGAAGUACUUUGACGAUGGGUUCGCUGACGAUGAACGCACGCCGUGGACAGUUUUACGAGCGAUCUUGGCCGCAGAUGCUUCAUGCCGUCGGGACCUUGCUCAAGGCGGGCAACGCGCACAUGCUCCGCGCCGUCGAUGGCAAAGUCCCUAAAGCCGCUGACUCUGCUCCCAACUCGCCACCACCCCCGCCGCACCGCACCCAGCCCGCCGAAUACUUUUGGGUCCUCUUUGGUCUCUCCUACGAAGCCCUUUGCGCAACCCCACCACCAGCAGGAACGACAUCCCCGCUCGAAGUACAAACGAUCGCGCUCGAAGCUUUGGCAGGUUUGAUCCGCCCUCAAGUCUCGGGGCCGGCUUUGGUGGAGCAGGGUCUGUUCGACGAGGUGUGCAAUCUGUGUUAUCGAUUGGCGAUUACGGAGGGGCCCGAGGUCAAGGCGCAUGUGAUGGAUAUUGCGGUGCAGUUGGCGAGGAAUUAUGAAGGGGAAGGUGUCGAGUGAGUGUGAGAGCUUUCCAGUUUUUCUCUUUGGUCUGUUUGCUAAUGUAGGUCUGGUGGGAGCAGCUUGGCCGAGGACACCAAGAUGCGACGCUGCUUGCAGAUUGCGACCUGUGUUCUGCGCGAAAGCGUACCUUCGACGAGUUCGUCACCAAAACGUGAGUCGCGGGCUCGAUAUGCAUGCUCUUCUGGCUUGGCACUGAGUCAGUGGUCCUCUUUUCGACUCAAUCAGCCACGCUCGCAUCGGCGCCGGCUCGAAUCACCUUGCUUCGCUCGGCGUUCAGCUCGUUCGCCGAGCUGGCGGACAUCUACCCCGCCUCGACGCGCGAGGAGCUAUACGCGAUCGCCUUUUACUUCUAUUCACGUGAGUGAGGGCUACUCUCUCAUCGCAGGGGAAUGCUCGAAAACUGAAUUGUCUGUCUCUCCCAUCUCACAGAAUUGCUGCAAGAGGAGGCCAGCGAGAUCGACCUCGUGUCGCCCACGCUGCCUGUGCUCAAGGCUUUGUGCGAUCGAAGUCAACGAUUCCCACCUGGGGGUCGAGGCUUCGUCGUGUUGCCCAAGGUGAUCAACGGCAUGCUUUCCGCGUGUUUGCAAAACAUCGACUCGGUGCGCGGGCGGCGAGGCGCCGCGGCCAUCCUCAAGACGAGGAACAACCUCCUCGCCGCGGUCUUGCUCCUCACCUCGUUGGGUCCGUCGAUCCAGGUCGGCCAAGAGGUGGUUGAACACGCGUGCUUCAUCAUCACCUCGAUCGCCCUCUCGCCCUCUUCUGAAGUAUUGCCGACAGCUCUGCAUUGCUUGACCUCGGUCCUGGCAGCUGCAUCUCGUGGUUCGGGCGUGCUACGAUACUGCGUCGGGCAGAUCUUGCCGACGUUGAUCGAGUUCGUCGCGAAAGCGUCCAAAACGGAGCUUCAAGCUGGGGAUCCCACGUUGAUUCAAGUCGCUGAAGUGCUCAAGGCUUUGGUAGCCGUGCUAACGGGUGUGGCUAUUGAUCGAAGUGAGUGGCAAAUCGUUUUGGGGCCGCUUUCAAUUUCGGAAAGGGGCUUAUUCACAAGGAUGGCACUUUACAGGAACUCAAUCGCUCUCGAUUCUUCUGCCGGUCCUCAUCCUCCUCCUCAAACCUUCCUCUUCGAGUGCCUCGCACACCCUCGCGAUCACGCAUCUCAUCCAACUCGCUUCCUCAAACUCGAGCAGUUUCAAAGAAGCGACCUUCAGCCUCAGUGAAGAACAACGCACGACGUUGGAGACGAGUAUCCGGGCUCAGGUCGGAGGGACAAGGAGGGUCGAGGUCAAGGAGGAGGCACCGAAGAUUAGUUUGAAAAUGUUUGGGUAG
Messenger RNA from Microbotryum saponariae, 7329 nucleotides. The record is from the annotation of a GenBank genome assembly. Lineage: Eukaryota; Fungi; Basidiomycota; Microbotryomycetes; Microbotryales; Microbotryaceae.